This is a messenger RNA of Styela clava, 1793 nucleotides long. Lineage: Eukaryota; Metazoa; Chordata; Ascidiacea; Stolidobranchia; Styelidae. The record is from RefSeq and is a predicted model, not a curated record.
UUAUGCUGCAUUAAGAUACCAGUCAAAAUAUAGAAAUGAGUUCGGAGAACGUCCAUACUUCUCAGUUGAUCGUUCCUUCCUGGGUCGAAGAAGAUCAAUUCAUAAUUGCUAGGAAGAAAAAUGGUCAUUUGGAACAGUGGCACACGUUUAUCAAUUCGAAAUCUGGGGAGAAAGUUUCGACUCAAAUUUCUUCGCAACCUCAUUACUGGCAUUUGGAAAGGCAUGGGCAGGACAAUACAUACUGUUGGAGAUUUUAUGCGGUCAACAGUUCAGGCACUAAAUUAUACGUGACAUAUGAUGAUAACGGAAAUGUACAUCUGGAUUCAUCAGAGAUGGAAUCUAAGAAAAGAUUAUUUGACGUACUUUUGAGAUCUGAUGGAGGCGUAUUUCUCCGUGAACCUAAAAAUACAGCCGACCAAAGUCAGACUAAAUUCAUGACAACCGACAACACAGAACAGCUUCACAUGGUAUCUGAUGAAAAUCCCGGUCAAGAAUUCGAAUGGUUCAUUCUGAAAACUCUUGAUGCUAUAGGACAACAACAUCGAAUGCCUUUUCAUGUUGAAAUGUACGUUUAUCAAGGAUCUGAAAAAUGGAUAAGUCAGGAAGUUCUUGCUCAAACUAAAAUCGCAGUGAACCAAACCAGCACCCAACAUGAAUGGCGAGUCACUAUAGGAGACCGUUGGUCGUUCCAUACGGGUGUUUAUCAUGCUCACCAUGUAGUUCGUAAUGGUUUGGAUCUGAUACUUCUGGACAUCGUCGAUGAUGAAAAAAGUCGAUUAUUUCCCGCGAAAGGAGUUUCACAACGAUACAUGUUUCAGUCUCCACAAAAAAAAGUUUUGUAUUUAGGCCACGGCAGUCGGACUGUGACACUGAAAGCUAAAAGUCAUGCUACCUGGUGGGAACCAAUAUUAAUGCAUAUGCCAUAUGUGGGAAAAUACUCCCUCGUAUAUUAUUACCCACCGCUUCGUGAAAGAGAUCUCCCAUCCCAUUCUCAAGCCUGCACCGUUACUAUUUAACUUUCAACCGGUUCAUGUGAUAAGUACCAUAACAUGUCAAUCCCCGAAAAACGCGCUCACUUACCUUGUCCAUUCAUCAUUUUUCAAAUUUUGCCAGACAUAUACACAACAAAUUUUUCAUAUUUAUUCGAUAUGUAUCCAAGUUUUAUUACCAUAUUAUUAGUGCGUGUUGUACAUCAUAAGUGAAGUCGUGUGUCGUUUGUCAAUUCUGAUAUCAUGGAGCUCAACCAUUGACCAUCGUGUUAUCAACAUGACAGCACUGUAAUACAAAAAUAUCUGAUGGUUUCAAAAUUCCUACCAAAUGCACAAAAAACGAGGCAAGAACACUUUAAAAACACUUUUGUUUAGGCUUCGUCCCGUGGGUAAUUUAAAUUCAAUUUCAACCGGAUGUGAGUAAAAGCAUGAGAGCAUUUGCAUAAGCCAUAAAAAUAUACAAUACUUCCAAGCUCAAUUGAAUAACAACGAAAACUUAAAAGAUUUGCAUAAGAAUGGCUUUUUAUAUAUCACAAAAAUAGAAAACUUUUCUGGGAUCUUUUGUACAAAGCCCCCGCCACCAAUGCAAAAAUGUGAGUCCCCGCGACGUUUUAUAAUACUAAAUUAGUAAUUAUUCAGUUAGGGUUCGGGUUAUGAAUGAGUUAAAAAUUUGAAUUUUCAUCGCAAGCUGCAUUCCUAGCCCUCACCCUAACUUUAACUGGAUAGGUUUUUUACUAAAGAUCGCUUUUCUGACACUAAUCACCUCAUCAUGAAUGUAGUGGAAUUUAGUACUAGGUUUGAUUG